AUGUCGGGGUCUGAAUUUCGGUUUGGCCGGAGUCGUAACGAAGAAGAUCGAUUUAACAGUGUGGCGAACACUGGAGGGAAUCGGGAAGCUCAGAGUGAUGUUACUGCGAGUCAAUCGCGGUCGAAUCGAGAGCAGUCCGAAGAGCCUCAGGAAAAGCCGUUCGCUUUGCCGUCAUCAUCGUCGCAGUGUAAUCUAGAACGCUUUCUCGAAUUUAUUACACCAUCUCUUCCUCCUCAAUAUCUAUCGAAGACGACAGUGAGAGGAUGGGUGAGUCGUGAUGUGGAAUUUCAACCCCACUUUUCACUGGGGGAUUUAUGGGAGGCCUUCAAGCAGUGGAGUGCAUAUGGUGCUGGAGUGCCUUUGAUGUUGAAUAGUACUGAUUCUGUGAGUCAGUACUAUGUGCCCAUUUGUCGGAGGUACACUGCUAGUUGUUCUUUGCUAUUUAAGAAAGAUAAUUCUUGUCUUGUGGGGCAGAAAUUGCAUCUCUUUGGUUAUCUUCCAUCUAGAGGAAAACUGAUUGUUACCUUGUGUGAUAGGCGACUAGUUGAGGACAGGGAUUCCGACUAUUCCAAGGACUCAAGUAGUGAUGGAAGCAGUGAUUGUGAACACAAAAGUGGUUGCUCAAGUUAUUCGAGAAAGCAACGAGGUUUUCACAAUCGCGCAAGUGAGAUUCCUCUUAGAAUGGAUCGGGUAUCAUUGGGAGAUCAGAAUAUUGCCCUUCAGGAAGGUUUAACUUGUGAUGAGGGUGAAUCUGGGAAUUCUCAAGGUUGCCUGUUGUUUGAGUAUCUUGAGCAGGAUGAGCCAGAUCAACCUCAAAGUCAGGAACCUUUAGCUAGCAAGAUAACUUUUCUUUCCCUGCGCUUUCCCUUACUUAAAACACUAGGAAGUUGUGAUCUACUGUCUUCCAGUUGGAUUUCUGUGGCCUGGUAUCCAAUAUACAGGAUUCCAAAGGGACCAACAUUACAGGAUCUGGAUGCUUGCUUCUUGACCUACCAUUCUCUUCAUACACCCAUGACAGGUACCUGAAGAAUUUCAGCUUUCACUUUGUCAAUUCUGCAUAUGAAAAGUUGGUUGUUGCAGUCCUGCUCCUUAAUAUUUUAUUGGUACAUAUGCUCAUCCAACAUUUAGUGGUUCAUGUUUCUCUGUUCUUUUGUGGAAAACUUCCAUUGGUGGUUGCAUCUCAGGAGUAUCGAGUCUUCCUUCUCAUCUUUUUGUGUUUUUUUUCUAAUUCUUUUGGUAUGUUUUGAUUUAAUACAUGGUGUCUUAUCAUAAGAAUUGUAAUACAUGCUGUCUUAAACUAACCCUUGACCAUUAGGAUUAUGGGCAGACUUAUUUGGAUUUAUAAAGUUCUUUCUGUAACUUUGUGUGCCUCUUCUGUCUGCUUGUCUGUGCUAUCUCUAUGAUUUACAGUGACAAAGUCUCGAGUCUCAACUACUUCUUUUCCCCGGAUUCCUUUUUUAUUUCAAGCUAGCAAGAGAUUCUUUCAGAUUUUCGUCAUGACCUUAGGCGGUGCUUCUCAUUCAACCACCCCCAGAAGGGGAAAAAAAAGUGUCUAGAGGGAAAAUAAUUUUGUCCUGGAAAUUUCAGUUCAAUGAUUGUGCAUUCUGAGUUUUUACGGUACAAACAUCUGUGAGAUGUGCAUUUUGACUCCUUGCAGCCACUCAAAGCGCACAUGCUCCAAUUGUCUCAUAUCCCUAUGGGAUGGAUUGUCAUCCAAUGAUUACAUUGUCAGUUUUUGGUCUUGCUUCAUACAAGUUUAAAGAAUCCAUGUGGACCCCUAAUGGGGGAUGCGAACUCCAGUUGGUGAACUCCCUCUUGCAGGCUGCUGAUAAUUGGCUUAAACUGAAUCAAGUUAAUCAUCCGGACUUCCUUUUCUUCUGCGGUAAAUGAGACUAAGAGAGGACUUCCGUUUUGUACCCCGUACAUCCAGAGGGAGAACCCCGACUUGUCUCUUUAAUCAUCCCAGAUGCAUGGAUCGCCUUACCUUAAACAUUGUGGGGGAAUCGAGUUUGGGUUUUUUCCUGAUCCCAUAAGUGAGGGCCUAUUGGGUGGUUUUUGGGUGUUCUCUUUUGUCUCCACUCUUUUGUAAGACCAAAUACUCUGAUUAAACCUUUUGC
This is a messenger RNA of Ilex paraguariensis (yerba mate), 2117 nucleotides long. The record is from the annotation of a GenBank genome assembly. Lineage: Eukaryota; Viridiplantae; Streptophyta; Magnoliopsida; Aquifoliales; Aquifoliaceae.